CUCCUCCUCCAUUCACCAUGCGCUCUUCCAUCGCCUCGUCAUCCCGAAGCGUCCUCGCUGCCGCCGUUGCUGCGCCCGCGCGCCCCGCAGUGCGUGUCGCUGCGCGCGGCCUCGCAACGUCGUCCCGCGCCGCGGCGCGCCUGGCCUCCUCUGGCGUCGGCCUCGCCCGCGGCGUCAACCUCGGUCGCGGUGCGAUGCCCCGCCUCGCCGGAGCUCGCCAGCAGGCCCGCACAAUGUUCAUCCAGACCGAGACGACGCCCAACGAGGCCUCGCUCAAGUUCAUCCCCGGCGUCGACGUGACCAACGGCACGACGUACGAGUUCCUCGACCUCCGUUCGGCGCUCCCCUCGCCCCUGGCGACGCGGCUGCUGACGAUCGACGGCGUCGUCGGUGUCUUCUUCGGCCCCGACUUUGUCACCUGCUCCAAGGACGACUCGUACGCUUGGUCGAUUCUCAAGCCCGAGGUGUUCGCCGUGCUCAUGGAGCACUUUUCGUCCGGCGCGCCGCUGUUCAAGGACGGCCAGGCGGCCGACGGGCCAGAGGACACGCGGAUCCUGGACACGGACUCUGAGAUUGUCGGCAUGAUCAAGGAGCUGCUCGAGACGCGCGUCCGCCCUGCCAUCAUGGAGGACGGAGGCGACAUCGAGUACAAGGGCUUUGACGAGGAGACGGGCAUCGUCCAGCUCAAGCUCAAGGGAUCGUGCCGCGGCUGCUCGAGCUCGAGCGUCACCCUCAAGAACGGCAUCGAGCGCAUGCUCAUGCACUACGUGCCCGAGGUGCAGUCGGUCGAGCAGUUCAUCGAUGAGGAGGAGCGUAUCGCGCUCGACGAGUUCAACAAGCUCGAGGCGCGGCUGGCGAAGAAGAAGGACGACACUCACGAUGGCAAGCAGAAAAUCAGCGACUACCUUUCGGCCUAAGCGCGCUCGUGUACACUGUAUCAAUGCAUCAUGUCUCAUAGGGCAGGGGUACUGUGGUCGUAAUGACCAUGUUGCUGGGCAGCGCUCGAGUCACUGAAGAUCUGUGGUCGUGACCGGACCAUACCGCC
This is a messenger RNA of Vanrija pseudolonga, 1045 nucleotides long. Its product is annotated as NifU-like protein. The transcript is spliced from 3 exons. The record is from RefSeq and is a predicted model, not a curated record. Gene Ontology annotation, molecular function: 4 iron, 4 sulfur cluster binding; iron ion binding. Gene Ontology annotation, biological process: iron-sulfur cluster assembly. Bases 18 to 917 code for a protein of 299 amino acids. NCBI's taxonomy places the organism in Eukaryota, Fungi, Basidiomycota, Tremellomycetes, Trichosporonales, Trichosporonaceae. Gene Ontology annotation, cellular component: mitochondrion.